This is a messenger RNA of Penicillium cinerascens, 2010 nucleotides long. RefSeq lists its product as uncharacterized. NCBI's taxonomy places the organism in Eukaryota, Fungi, Ascomycota, Eurotiomycetes, Eurotiales, Aspergillaceae. The transcript has 9 exons. The coding region runs from base 1 to 2010 and encodes 669 amino acids. The record is from RefSeq and is a predicted model, not a curated record.
AUGUCCCAUACUGUCUCAGAAGCCACUGAUUUCGGUGACUUAUUUAGCACAUCUUUCAACCCAUUCGUUAAUUCAUUCCAACAGUCGACUCCCUCAACACGGCAGGGACGGCAUCUGCGGCCCCAACAAACACGGCAGGGGCGGCAUUUGUGGCCCCGACAAACACGGCGUACGGAACGGCCUACACAGUCUCAUACCUCUUCCUUCAUUAUCAACCAAGGUCUUGACUUCCUCCGCCAAGAACACGCAUCUCGUGUAUAUGCCUUGAGCAUGUUCCCGCCCGAAAUUUCUUCGCCGCACAUACGCCAAUCCGUAGCUCGCUUUGAGAACAACAUGGCUCUUGCUAGCCGAGAUACCAUAUGUUGUUCAUGUGGUAUGCUUGUCAUUCUUGCUAAGACAAGCCGAUUUUUAGAUGGAGAUUCUCUGCUGCUGCCUUUAGAAGGAUUCCUCGAUACCUGCGGCUACAAUGAAGGCUUCUGGAAUCUGUGCUCUACAUGCCACGCUGCACUUCUUCGAGGAUCAUUUCUGAAAUUUUCCGGCAAGAACAAUAUAAAUGUCACUCUUUGUCAGCACUAUCCAGAAGCCCUCAAGGACCUUACUCUAACUGAAGAAUAUCUCAUCACUAUGUCCCACCCUGUUGGAGUGGUCGUUAAAUUGCGCCCAGGGGGACAAACGACCCAAAACCUCUUCUUCAAAUACUACCAAGCCCUAAUCUAUAGUUCACUGAGCUCAUCAAAUGUUCGUAAAUAUAAGGUGCUUGCUGCUCUUCGCUAUCUCGUGCGAUAUAACCCCUUGUACGGAGACCAAGUUAUAUAUUUGGGUAACACGGAUCACCUCGAACGGGCGGGCUACAGUGUCAAUUUGCAAGAAGGCAACUACGAGAACGACUGGCGGGCCGUAGAGGACCACCGUGACCAUUUUACCGACGACGCUCUUCCAGUCACCGCUUCUGUUACUAUUGACUUGAAAGGGGAUCGCCAGAACCCCGACCUACGUCUGCUGAACACGAUGUAUACCCUUAUCGAUGACCCACCGCCUAACAUACAACCUCUAUAUACCCCCACGAGCCACGCGAGCCAAACUGCUCGACUCGCUACUGCUCAGCAACGAAACCCAGUGAUCGAAUAUGGUAUUCGAGGCCAGGCAUCACUUCUUAACCAAUGGCAAGACCCUCAUUAUCUAACAUCUGCUUUUCCUGCGCUUUUCCCGGCGGGUAUUGGCGGCCACUUGGACCAUCUCACCAUAGCCGCAGGCAAGCCUUUCUCUAGCCAGCUGGGCAAUAGCUGGCUGAAAUUUCCAGCUACGGAAUUCGUGUCUUGGCAAUUCUCUUCUCAUCAAGCGAUCCUAGUGGACUGCGACGACUACUCAAGAACAUCACUGCCAUCGGUGUACAAGUACCAGGAUCCUUUUUCCAAACAUUAUAGAUGCGAGCAGAACUUCGAGGUCUUCUCGUUCGGGAAGUGUUCAACUGACCUCUCUGUCAACGUAGCAUCGGCCAUUCGAUACGCGACAGCGACGUCAGACCCUGUUACUGUAGCGAGAUCUUUCACUAUAUAUGCAAGGCGGCUCCUCGGUAGCAAAAGUACCGACAUUGGUAUUCUUGGGGAAGUUUCUAAUUACUUUAGUGUAGUGGAAAGUAAUGGACGAGGCAUAUUAUAUCUCCACACAUUGGUGUGGGUUCGCGGCAAUCUUGAUUUCAUCCGACUACGUGACCUUAUCCUUGCAGACGAUGAUUUUGCAAGCCGAAUGAUUGGCUUCUUAGAAUCUAUCGUGAAGCAUAGCUUACAUAACUCUCAUAAGGACCAGACACCGCUAUCUCCAACACAACCCCUCCUUCGACUGGCUUGGAAACGGACUCGGAAUUCAUUCAGAACCUCUCCUAUAAUAGCAAUCGUGUUACUCAUACUAAACAGCUUCAUUCCAAACGGCACACGGCAACUUACUUUAAAUACCGCCCGCAAAGAUCAAACAACAAUGUCUAUCGCUUCGGCAUGCCUCGCGACCUUCUAG